AUGCCCAAAGACAAGCGGAAGCGCGCCGCGGGCGCUGGCGACAGCACGCCGUACGCGAAGCCGUCUGCCAAACAGGCCGCCGCGCACUCGAUCUUCAAGAUGGACAAGGACCUCGGCCAGCAUCUGCUGAAGAACCCUGGCGUCGCCGCCGCCAUCGUGCAGAAAGCGCACCUGAAGCAGUCGGACCACGUCCUCGAAGUCGGCCCCGGAACAGGCAACCUGACGGUCCUUAUCCUGAAGGCCGCAAAGGCCGUGACCGCCGUGGAAAUGGACCCGCGCAUGGCUGCCGAGUUGACCAAACGAGUCCAGGGCACGCCCGAGGGAAAGCGACUCAAGGUCAUGCUGGGCGAUGUCAUCAAGACGGAGCUCCCGCGCUUCGACGUCUGCAUCUCCAACACGCCCUACCAGAUCUCGUCGCCGCUCGUCUUCAAGCUGCUCUCGCUGCCCCACCCGCCGCGGAGCUGCGUGCUCAUGUUCCAGCGCGAGUUCGCCAUGCGCCUGUUCGCCAAGCCCGGCGAGAAGCUGUACUCGCGCCUCUCGGUCAACGUGCAGAUGUGGAGCAAGGUCUCGCAUAUCAUGAAAGUCGGCCGCAACAACUUCAACCCCCCGCCCCUGGUCGAGUCCAACGUCGUGCGCAUCGAGCCCAAGAACCCGCGCCCGCAGAUUGCAUACGAAGAGUGGGACGGCCUGCUGCGCAUCGCCUUUGUGCGGAAGAACCGCACUCUGCGCGCUGCCUUCCUGGGCACAAGCGCCGUCCUCGAGCUCCUGACGCAGAACUACCGCCUCUUCUGCGCCCAGAACGACAUCGACAUCGACGACACGCCUCUGAACCCCGACGAGGUCGCCGCUGAGCCAGAGACCAUGGACAUCGACGACGACGACGACUUCAAGGGCUUCUCCGACCCGGACGAUCCCGACGACGAGCUGCCAGACUUCUUCAAGCAGCUCGCUGCCGAGUCGCGCGCAAAGCACGCAAAGGGCAUGCACCGCAAGAAGAAGGGGCGGGUUAGCGAGCUGGUGCGCGAGAAGGUGCGCAAGGUGCUGGAGGACGAGACGCAGCUUGCCGACAAGCGGCCCAGGUUAUGCGACGAGGGCGAUUUCCUGAAGCUGCUGUACGCGUUCAAUCAAGAGGGCAUCCAUUUCAGCUAG
This is a messenger RNA of Didymella exigua CBS 183.55, 1149 nucleotides long. Its product is annotated as rRNA adenine dimethylase. NCBI's taxonomy places the organism in Eukaryota, Fungi, Ascomycota, Dothideomycetes, Pleosporales, Didymellaceae. The record is from RefSeq and is a predicted model, not a curated record. Gene Ontology annotation, biological process: rRNA methylation. The coding region runs from base 1 to 1149 and encodes 382 amino acids. Gene Ontology annotation, molecular function: rRNA (adenine-N6,N6-)-dimethyltransferase activity. The transcript has a single exon. Gene Ontology annotation, cellular component: mitochondrial matrix.